Messenger RNA from Lepisosteus oculatus (spotted gar), 297 nucleotides. The record is from the annotation of a RefSeq genome assembly. NCBI's taxonomy places the organism in Eukaryota, Metazoa, Chordata, Actinopteri, Semionotiformes, Lepisosteidae.
AUGACUCCCGUACAUUUCAGCUUUAGCGCAGCAUUUAUUCUAGGACUAAUAGGCCUCGCUUUUCACCGAACACAUCUCCUCUCUGCCCUACUGUGCUUAGAAGGAAUGAUACUUUCACUAUUUAUUGCACUAUCAAUAUGAUCCCUACAAUUAGAGUCCAUAUCCUACGCUACAACUCCAGUACUACUACUAGCCUUUUCAGCAUGUGAAGCUAGUGCAGGACUAGCUCUCCUCGUUGCCGCAACCCGAACACACGGAACUAGUCACCUACAAAACCUUAACCUUUUACAAUGCUAA